UCUCUCUCUCUCUCUCUCUGUCUCCCCAUCUCUAUACGGACCUACCAGGAUGCCUGGCAACCCCCGAUGGGUGCAAUCAUGAGCCCAUCUGUACCCUCCUUUUCACUCUUGAGCGGAACCAGGCGAGAAUUAACAUCUCGGUGACACCUUCCGCCGGUAGCCCGCCGAGUUCAAUGCCCUUUGAACGACAAGCUCAUCUUCGCGUGGUAAAGAAAUGAGAUGAGCUUUAUUCGCAAACGAGAGGGAGACUUCUUGGGAGGCAAACGAUGCAGUAGAAAAUGCUGCAUGAUUUGAACAUUUUUAGUCAUAUUAACUGGUAAGCAAACCUGUGAGAACAACAGCAACUUUAAAUCUUUCAUUUGGCAUUGGCCGAAAAACAGUUGAAGAUUGUAACAGCAUCUUGAAAGCCGCCAUUGCUGGGUUAAGGAAACCGUUGACGAACAUCUUGGAGGAGAGAUACUCUUGUUGGAAAACGAAGGAUAAUUUGAGGUUACUGGAUUACUAUUUAUCGUUAUACCAGCUGCAUCAAACUUCUCUUGGGCAUCAACGUCAUAAUCUUCUUUGUUUUGUUUUUGUUUUGGUCGGUGAAGACGUUUGUAAAAUCAACUGCUUGGUCUAACCAAAACAUUUUUCGGGUGACGAAUCGUGAAUGAUGUGCGAUAUUUGAUAAUGACUGUCCCUGUGUGAAACUUAGCAAGAUGUAAAAGAAAAUGGAAAUUGAUCAUUCGUUUAAAGUCUCUCGAGAGAUCUUUGGAAAUGAUGGACAAAAAGUGUUAUAACCUGUUAGGAUAGCAAACGGAAAAAACUUGUCUAGGAUCCGGCAUUGAAAAUAAUACAGCUGCUGUCCACUGCAAUUAGAAACCAGAAGACAGACAUGGAUUUCAACAUUAUCUUGUGUGCAAUUUUAGCAAUUCGACUUUCAUUCACAAUCGCCCAUGGGUCACCGAGUUUUAAACCCGACAAAGAUUGCGAAAAGUAUGUCAGUCACCAUCGAGAUAGAGUCGGUAAUAAUACUAAAUGUAACUGCAAAUGUCGCCGAUGUCCCGACAUCGUCGAUCGCUGUCCAUACGGGACGAUACAAGACACCCGCGACCCAUGCCGAUGUUGCGACGUUUGCGCCAACGGCCUCGGCGAGUACUGCGAUCCCGACAACGGCACGUUCUCCGAAUACGAAGCGUUCUUUUCGAAGUUGGCGACGAGAACGGGUUCGGACGUCGAACCGAUGUCGUUCCGAUGGGACCCGACGAAGUACCACUUCGGCAGCUGCUGGGGUGACAUGCACUGUCGCCCCGUCAAGGACUUGCCUUGGAGGUCGUCUGAUAUUCGCUCGAUGGCGGUGCAUGCGUACCUGAGGUCGGUCGAGACCGUCUGCGUGUGCAAGAACGAUGAGAUGGUGUGCGGAUCAGACGGUGUCACCUACGACAACAGGUGCCUGAUGAAGAAAGCCGAGAAGGAUUCGAAGAUGGUGAUUAAGGAAGUUGCACCUGGAAUGUGCAAGGGAGCUCCUAUAUUAAUGAUGUCGCCCUCUGAUGUCGUACUACGCUCAGGCGAUCGCGCUCUUCUCCACUGUCAGUUCGCCUCCCAGCCCGUGCCGAAGGUCGAUUGGCGACGAAAAGGGAGCCUCCUCCAAUCGUCCACCCACCCCGUCAUCCCCGGCGACGACGUCCGUUUCGUCGUUCAUGAGCACGGCGGACCGGAGAAGUUCAUGGUGACCACGUGGCUCGAUAUCGUCGACGUAAGCCUGGACGAUGCCGCCAUGUACGAAUGUAGGGGAAGCAAUAUGUAUGGGACGGCAACGGGAACGGCAUCUAUAUUCGUUAAAGAUGGAGUAUGAUGACGAGGUCGAACUCUAUAGUGAUGUCGAGAAAACUAGAUCUUUUGCACUCGAAUUCGUUUUCGAGUGCUUUUUAUACUAACACAUGAACUCACUGGAGAAUUACCAAGCAACUCCUUUUCACUGUAUAUAUAAAUGUAAUGCCAUGAAAUUUAUGUAGGUGUACUUACAUUUAGUCACGAAUACUGUCUUAAAGG
Strongylocentrotus purpuratus (purple sea urchin) is the source of this 2031-nucleotide messenger RNA. RefSeq names its product insulin-like growth factor-binding protein-related protein 1. NCBI's taxonomy places the organism in Eukaryota, Metazoa, Echinodermata, Echinoidea, Camarodonta, Strongylocentrotidae. The record is from RefSeq and is a predicted model, not a curated record. Gene Ontology annotation, molecular function: insulin-like growth factor binding. Gene Ontology annotation, cellular component: extracellular region. Bases 875 to 1834 code for a protein of 319 amino acids. The transcript is spliced from 2 exons. Gene Ontology annotation, biological process: regulation of cell growth; regulation of signal transduction.